Messenger RNA from Mandrillus leucophaeus (drill), 1156 nucleotides. RefSeq names its product chromosome unknown open reading frame, human C2orf76. Bases 523 to 903 code for a protein of 126 amino acids. The transcript has 7 exons. Lineage: Eukaryota; Metazoa; Chordata; Mammalia; Primates; Cercopithecidae. The record is from RefSeq and is a predicted model, not a curated record.
GAGAGUUGGGUUCAGUACUGGACCGUUGUGGGGACGGCACGCGGGGGAGGGGGAGGGGACGGAGACCGAAGAGCGGAGGUCCAUAUAUUUCUUUUCUUUCCUUAAAUCUCUUGCCCGGCCUGCAGAGGCCGGAAGUUGCUUCUCUGGACAAGUAAACUCUCAGACCUGGGAAUGGUGAGCGGGACCCGCUAGACUCUUGGGGUCUAGAGGAGACCCCCGGAGAUGAUCCCUGGUGAGCUGCGUGAUGGUGGAGAGCUGGACUGGUCUCCAGAAAGGCGAAGCCGAGGCCUCUUCCUCUGAACUUUUGGGCCAACUGAGGGGCCCACUGACAUAGGGUACCCACAAUAGACGUGUGUUUGCCAUGUGUUUGGGUUUGGCCAUUCUGCUUCUCUGCUUCCACACAUACACACGCCCCUGUGUUACUUUGGUUCAUCUUCUGUACCCUGUCAGUUUUCUGCUGGUCAGAACAUCUGUGUCUGUGACAGAGCCGUCCAGGAUCGCAGUGGAUAGGAAUUUCCUCACAUGGCUCCUGAAGAAGUGACCAUCACAGUUCGCCUCAUCCGUUCCUUUGAGCAUCGCAAUUUCAAACCUAUAGUGUAUCAUGGAGUGAAUUUGGACCAAACUGUAAAGGAAUUUAUCAUAUUUCUAAAGCAAGAUGUCCCUUUAAGGACCAGCCUGCCACCACCAUUCAGAAAUUAUAAAUAUGAUACACUAAAGAUUAUUCAUCAAGCGCAUAAAUCAAAGACAAAUGAACUUGUGUUGAGUUUGGAAGAUGACGACAGACUCCUGCUGAAAGAAGACAGCACUCUGAAAGCAGCUGGAAUCGCCAGUGAAACUGAAAUUGCAUUCUUCUGUGAAGAAGAUUAUAAGAACUACAAAGCUAAUCCCAUUUCAUCCUGGUGAAAACAUCUGGAGGGCUUCCUUUUUUGCAUACCUGUAUUAAGCUUUUUAUUCCACUGCUGAGUUUGUGAAAUUGACAAACAAAUCUUAAAAAAUUCAUCCCAGGCUCUACUCUUUGAGCUAAAAUCUGGUGAUUUCUUUCUCUUUAGGUCUUUCUUUCCUUCCCUCUUUCUUUUUCUUUGUUGUUGUAAAAUAAUAUAUUACGAGAAAAACAUUUGAUUUUUUUAAAAGGGAAAUAAAUUGUUAUUAAAAAUUA